Molecule: messenger RNA, 2241 nt
Organism: Uncinocarpus reesii 1704
Lineage: Eukaryota; Fungi; Ascomycota; Eurotiomycetes; Onygenales; Onygenaceae
Exons: 2
Coding region: 1-2241 (746 amino acids)
Biological process (GO): DNA recombination; mismatch repair; DNA double-strand break processing
Cellular component (GO): nucleus
Molecular function (GO): 5'-3' DNA exonuclease activity; 5'-flap endonuclease activity; metal ion binding
Source: RefSeq, a predicted model, not a curated record
AUGGGUAUUGCAGGUAUGCUACCAACCACUUACUGCUUGGCCUAUCUGUUGACGGCAAUCAUAGGCCUCCAUUCCUUUCUGAAGUCCAUCCAGAAGCCAUGCAAUAUCAAGAAAUUCAAAGGGCAGACCCUUGGGGUGGAUGCCUAUGGAUGGCUGCAUCGAGGUAGCAUUGCAUUUGCUCUUGAUUUGGCCCUUGAUCGCCAAACAACCAAAUACAUCAAUUUCGCUAUGCAUCGAGUCCGUAUGCUUCUAUAUUACGGUGUCACUCCGUACCUCGUCUUCGAUGGCGGAAGAUUGCCGAGCAAGGACUCAACAGAGGAAGCGAGAGCUGCCCGGCGCGAGGAAAGCAGAGCUUUGGGUUUGGAGCAUUACCGCACUGGUCGUGCCGCUCAAGCCCAACAGGAAUUGCAAAAGGCUAUUGACGUAACCCCAUACAUGGCGCGCGUGCUCAUUGAAGAGUUGAAAAAGCUGAACAUACAAUACAUCGUUGCGCCUUAUGAGGCUGAUGCCCAGUUGGUGUACCUCGAGAAAGAGGGGAUAAUCAACGGAAUCAUUUCGGAGGAUUCAGACAUGCUGGUAUUUGGUGCACGUAUCUUGGUUUCAAAAUUGGAUAAACAUGGCGAUUGCAUCGAAAUCAGCCGAAAUAACCUUUCGGCCUGCCGAGACGCUAGUUUUGCUGGAUGGACGGACGAGAACUUUCGCCAAAUGUGCAUUCUUAGCGGUUGUGAUUACCUUCCAAAUAUUCCGGGCUUAGGAUUGAAAACGUCAUAUCGGAAUCUUAGAAAGUACAAGACUGUUGAACGGGUCGUGAAGAUGGUGCAAUAUGGAGGGCAAACCCGCGUGCCUUCGAAUUAUCUGGAAGAGUUCAGGCGUGCAGAGCUGACGUUUCUUCACCAGCGGGUUUUUUGCCCUAGAGCUCGCAAGCUAGUCACGCUUAAUCCCCUUCCGCAUCACAUCCAAGGAGAGCUUCCAUUCAUCGGUAGCGAUAUCGGAUCUGAGAUCGCAAUCGGGAUCGCUUGUGGUGAACUAGAUCCCAUAACUAAAAAACCCAUCGAGCUAAAACCAGUAUACUUGGAGAGAGCGAGGACGAUGUAUGGACGGCGACAGACCUUUCCCGCCCCUGACGAAAAGGGCCGUAACAAACCUAUCAGCUCCUUCUUCACGCCGAAGCGCGUUCCGCUGAGCGAAUUGGAUCCAAAUAGCCUAACGCCUUCCCCAAGCCAGCAAGCCCUUCUUGUUCAGAACAGUCAACGGUCAUGGCCGGCCAGGCCAGUGGCAAUGCCGGGUAGCGUUUCAAGAUCCGCUUCGGCCUCCCAACCAUCCCCUCGCUUGCGCCGAGAAACAUUUCUGUCACGCGCCGGGACAUUAGCUCAACCUCUGCCUGUAAAAAGGCAACGCUUAUGCUCUGAUGCCGCUGACAAUCAGCCAGGCAUGGCAGAACGCAGUCGGUUCUUUCAGGCCAGUGCUGACAUUUCCCGAAUGGAGGGGAGCAAAAAGGGACAAUUCAAAAGGGCAAGGAAAGCCAGUUUUGGAAUAUUUUCGGAUGACAGUGUGGAAAAGGUCAUGUGUGAGAUGCAUGAUGCUAUGGAAGCGGCAGGCAGAUCUGCAAUGGGCCAGAAAACAGUGCAAGCAGCCACCGGAACGGGAUCCGUAUAUUCUGACCGCAGCGAGAGGCAUGUGGCUACUGAUUCGAGAAACGCAGCCUCAGCCACAUGGGAUCAGGGUACAGCAGAAUGUUCAAGUGGCACUGCGGACAGAAACUCCGACGAUCCGGCCAUUGCGCAAAAAGGUCAAGGAAAUGAGGAGGGGACAAAAAGGACUCCACUGGGCCUUGGGGCUAGAUUUGCAUAUGUCGAUGAGGUCGGAAUCACGAAACAGCGGGUCACUGAUAAGGGGCAACAGUUAUCCCGAGCAUUACCGCAAAACGUGUUGACUGGAAGCUUGACGUGUAGUCAGCGAGGCAAACAGAGCCGCAGAGCUCGACUAACUCCAUUGCAGCGAUUGCAGCAAACUGCAUUAGGCAGAUCCAAAUCCAUGAAUGCCUUGAACGCGGACGUGGUCUCAGAGGGAGUCAGUCAGAGUGGAUAUGAUUCGGAUGAUUCCAAGCGCAGUUCAGCAGCCCGACAGUUUUACCAAGCGAGUGGCAGUGAAGAUUUGAUCAUUCCUAGCACGGAUGACAGUGAGGAUGGGUCAGUGUCAAAGGCCUUGGACCUGAAACGGUUCGAAUUUUGCCCCAAAUGA